CUUUCGCCGGAACCAGACGAGUCUACUCUGCGCGCCUGUGACGUCACCGUGCAGAAGUUGCAGCUCAUCUUUCCCGUGUAUGACUUUGCUGCGUGAACCGGGGAAACGUUUGUCGGAAACGGUCCGGAGAGGCGAACACAAGGCUGUCAGAAAGAGGAGCUGAAGUCAUGCACAGAGUCCUCAGUCUUCAAGCUAGGAAGACGCCCAGCUGCCUCACUGGUCAGCGACGAUAUGAGCACCACAGGGCCAUUUUGGCCAUCCGUCGUGAAGAUGUCAAUCCUUGGGAGAGGAGGGCUCCUCUGGCCCCACGCCACGUGAAAGAGCUCACCAACAAUGGCGUCAAAGUCCUGGUCCAACCUUCCAACCGCAGGGCCAUCCAUGAGAAGUUCUACAUGAAAGCAGGAGCUGUGGUUCAAGAGGACAUUUCUGAAGCGUCUCUGAUCAUCGGAGUGAAGAGGAUGCCAGAGGAGAAGGUUAUUCCCAGGAAGACUUAUGCCUUUUUCUCUCACACCAUCAAAGCCCAGGAACCCAACAUGGGUCUCCUGGAUGACCUGCUGAAAAAGGAGGUUCGUCUGAUCGACUAUGAGAAGAUGGUUGAUGCCAACGGGUAUCGGAUUGUGGCUUUUGGUCAGUGGGCUGGAGUUGCAGGAAUGAUUAACAUCCUGCACGGACUUGGUCUUCGCUUCCUGGCUCUAGGACAUAACACUCCUUUCAUGCACAUUGGCAUGGCACAUAACUACCGAAACGUCAGCCAGGCCAUCCAGGCAGUGAGGGAUUGUGGGUAUGAGAUUUCCAUGGGGCUCAUGCCCAAGUCCAUUGGUCCCGUCACAUUCUGCUUCACCGGAACAGGAAAUGUCUCCAAGGGAGCCCAGGACAUCAUCAAUGAGCUUCCUGUUGAAUAUGUUGAACCUCAUGAGCUGAAGGAUGUUUCUGAAACUGGAGACAUGACCAAAGUGUACGCCACGGUUCUGAGCCGACACCACCACCUGGUGAGGAAAAGUGAUGGCCUCUACGAUCCGAUGGAGUAUGAGAACCGCCCAGAACUGUACACCUCUCACUUCAGGACCAGUGUAGCACCGUACACAACCUGCCUCAUCAAUGGUAUUUACUGGGACCCUCAAACCCCCCGGCUCCUCAAACGACUGGAUGCUCAGAGGCUCAUAAGACCCCGGAAAACCUCGUCUAAUGACCACGAAGGUUCACCUGCGCUGCCUCACAAGCUGCUGGCCAUCUGUGACAUAUCUGCAGAUACUGGAGGCUCCAUAGAGUUCAUGACCGAGUGCACCACCAUCGAUAAGCCCUUCUGCAUGUAUGACGCCGACCAGCACAUCGAUCAUGACAGUGUGGAAGGAAACGGAUUCCUCAUGUGCUCCAUUGACAACCUUCCUGCUCAGCUCCCCAUCGAAGCCACCGAGUACUUUGGAGACAGACUCUUCCCCUACAUUUGGGAGAUGCUGCUUUCAGAUGCAACCAGGCCCCUAGAGGAGGAGGAGUUCAGUCCCCAAGUCAGAGAUGCUAUCAUCACCUCCAAUGGAGUUCUCACUCCCAAGUUUGAGUACAUUGAAAAACUUCGAGAAAGAAGGGAGAAGGCCCAGAUCAUGAAGAAGGGUGGGAUGAAGCGUGUUCUGCUGCUGGGUUCGGGGUAUGUCUCAGGACCUGUUGUUGAGUACCUCACACGCAAUGAGAAAGUCCAGGUCACCGUCGCAUCAUCGCUAUUGAAGCAGGCAGAGGAGUUGGCCGCCAAAUAUCCCAACACUAUCCCCAUCAUGGUGGAUGUCAGCAGCCAGAAGGGACAUCUGGACUCUCUGGUCAAAGAUCACGACCUGGUCAUCAGCAUGCUGCCUUACUCCUUCCACCCCCUCGUUGCUAAACACUGCAUCAACAGGAAGGUGAACAUGGUGACUGCCAGCUACCUGAGUCCUGGCAUGAAGGAGCUUCAGAGCAGUGUGGAGGAAGCAGGCAUCACCAUAGUGAACGAGAUGGGUCUGGACCCAGGCAUUGACCACAUGCUGGCCAUGGAGUGCAUCGACCAGUCCAAAGCUGAAGGCUGCAGUGUAGAGUCCUACAUCUCAUUCUGUGGUGGGAUUCCUGCUCCUGAAUGUUCAGACAAUCCUCUUCGUUACAAGUUCAGCUGGAGUCCUUCUGGUGUACUCCUAAACACCAUCAACCCUGCUAUCUUCCUUAAAGACAACCAGGUGGUGAACGUACCAGCUGGUGGGUCUCUGAUGGAUUUUGCCAAACCGAUGGAUUUCUUCCCUGGUUUUAACCUGGAAGGGUUUCCAAACCGUGACAGUACCAUAUAUGCUGAGCCCUACGGCAUCCAGACUGCACACACACUAAUCAGAGGAACCCUACGCUACAAGGGCUUCGCCAGUGCACUCAGUGGGUUUAUUAAACUGGGACUGAUCAACACAGAGCCCCGUCCGGCCCUGCAGGCCUCCUUAUCUCCUGUCUCCUGGAAAGAUCUUCUCUGUCAGCAGAUGGGUUUGUCUUCUUCUGUCUCCCAGGAGACGUUUGAACAAGCUGUGUUUGAGCGGGUCCAACGGGACCAGUUCAGGAUGGACACCCUUAGAUGGUUUGGGAUGCUGAGCGACGAGGCUGUGCCUCAUGCUGACAGCGUUCUGGCUGCUUUAGCCAAGCAUCUGGAAAACAGGCUUUCCUUUGAAAAGGGCGAGAGAGACAUGAUAAUCAUGAGAAACGAUGUGGGGAUUCGACACCCAACUGGUGAGCUGGAGACCAAACACGUCAGUCUGGUGGUUUACGGUGACCCCAACGGCUUCUCCGCCAUGGCCAAGACUGUAGGAUACCCAGCAGCCAUUGCUGCCCGCAUGGUCCUAGAUGGUGAAAUUAUAUCAAAGGGCCUGGUGGUUCCCAUGACAAAGGAGGUCUAUGGACCUGUGCUGGCCCGGUUGAAGGACGAAGGACUGCACUUCAUGACGAAGAGCACACUGCAGGAGUAGAGCUGAGCUUUUAGGUGUCAGAAGAGGCUCUGAUGCAGAAAAACUCACCACUGUUCAUCCAGCUUCACCCGUUUCAUCACCGGGUUUCAGGAUGCAUCAUCUAAAUCUGACAGUUGUGACCAAAGCAGCGAGGACAAAAGUCAUUCCCUAAUCGUUGUUUUGGAAUGUAAACGUCAUGUUUAAAUCUCUGCUGCCUUGAAGUUUGAGGUCAUGCUGCUCAGGAACCAGCAUCUUUAUAACCCGUGUAGGACAAACGGGGACAAAACACUCACUGGUUUUAGGGACAUGUCUCCUAAAGACAGCCAUCAGAUCAAACACACCUCAGCAGUUGACAGAGCCAACAGCGGAGACCUGGUUGAAGCUGGUUUCUACGAGAAACCGAGUGUGACGGGAUCGGCUGAAUACUUGUUGAAACUCAACAAGAGCAGGAAACUGGUGCUGUUUGUUUCUCUCUCACCAUCCACCAUCUCCCCACUGGGUAGUCCUCAUCAAUCUGCCUCGGGCUGUUGAACGUUUUCUCACCAGGCUUGUUGUUAGUCUGAGGCCAGAGAUGUUUUAUGGCUGCAUUGGAUCGCCUUCAGAGGAAGAAUGAAACUGCUUUAAAUAGAUAUUUUUGUAGAUGUGUGCACAAUUCUGGUUUAACACUUGAUUGUCUGCAGUAGAUGUUUUUUCUUGGAUGUUUUCAAUAAAUCUGACUUUGGUGUCGAUGGAA
Messenger RNA from Nothobranchius furzeri (turquoise killifish), 3672 nucleotides. It is a transcript of the gene aass, whose product is annotated as aminoadipate-semialdehyde synthase. Gene Ontology annotation, cellular component: cytoplasm. Lineage: Eukaryota; Metazoa; Chordata; Actinopteri; Cyprinodontiformes; Nothobranchiidae. Gene Ontology annotation, molecular function: saccharopine dehydrogenase activity. The record is from RefSeq and is a predicted model, not a curated record.